Molecule: messenger RNA, 1225 nt
Organism: Podarcis raffonei (Aeolian wall lizard)
Lineage: Eukaryota; Metazoa; Chordata; Lepidosauria; Squamata; Lacertidae
Gene: RAN
Product: RAN, member RAS oncogene family
Exons: 7
Coding region: 217-870 (217 amino acids)
Biological process (GO): protein import into nucleus; ribosomal subunit export from nucleus
Cellular component (GO): cytoplasm; nucleus
Molecular function (GO): GTP binding; GTPase activity
Source: RefSeq, a predicted model, not a curated record
CCUCCCGCCUUUCCCAACCCACCCAGAGAGCCGAGCCCGCCUUUGCCUCGUUCUUUUUACGGCUAUUUGAACCGCCGCGCUUCCGCCAUCUUCUUCCUCAGCCGCCCGCCCAGUUUAAACACACACACACACACACGGAAAGGAAGAAAGAAACCAGAGGAGGAGGCGGCGGGAGAGAAAGAGCGGAGAGACGCAUCGAGAAGUAGACGCAGCAGCAUGGCCGCCCCGCAGGGAGAACCGCAAGUGCAGUUUAAGCUUGUUUUGGUUGGUGACGGUGGUACUGGUAAAACAACAUUUGUAAAACGUCACUUGACUGGUGAAUUUGAGAAGAAGUAUGUAGCUACUCUGGGUGUUGAAGUUCAUCCUCUGGUGUUCCACACUAACAGAGGUCCUAUUAAAUUUAAUGUAUGGGACACAGCUGGACAGGAGAAAUUUGGAGGUCUGCGAGAUGGCUACUACAUCCAAGCUCAAUGUGCCAUCAUAAUGUUUGAUGUAACAUCAAGAGUUACAUACAAGAACGUACCCAACUGGCAUAGAGAUCUGGUACGGGUGUGUGAGAAUAUCCCCAUAGUUUUGUGUGGCAACAAAGUGGAUAUCAAGGACAGGAAAGUCAAAGCAAAGUCGAUUGUCUUUCACAGGAAGAAGAACCUGCAGUACUACGAUAUCUCAGCCAAGAGUAACUAUAAUUUUGAGAAACCCUUUCUUUGGCUGGCAAGAAAGCUAAUUGGAGAUCCCAACUUGGAAUUCGUUGCCAUGCCUGCUCUUGCACCACCAGAGGUCGUUAUGGAUCCAGCAUUGGCAGCACAGUAUGAGCAAGAUUUACAGAUUGCUCAGACCACUGCACUGCCAGAUGAAGAUGAUGAUCUGUGAGGGAGUGAAGCUGGAGCCCAGCGUCAGAAGUCUAGUUUUAUAGGCAACUGUCCUGUGAUGUCAGUGGUGCAGCGUGUUUGCCACUUUAUUAUUCUAGCUGAGCAGAACAUGUGCUUUAAUCUUUGAAAUGCUGAAAGAGAGAAUGGGCUUUGGAGUGAAUGUGGCAGUUAAAAAAAAUUCCUUCAUUUUGGACCUGCAUAUUUAGCUGUUUUGGACUGCAAUUUACUCCCCAUUUUGAGUUUCGAAUCUGACUGCUGCAGUCGCAUCACAGUAUUCAGUGGUAAAUCUUGUUUGUUACUGUCAUUCCCAUUCCUUUUUCUUUAGACCAUAAUAAAGUUGUAUUUCAAAUAUCCAA